UAAGUUCUAUGGUUGAAGCAUGUUGGAUUCAAUUGGAUGACGUUGGAGGUUAGAGUCUCGGAAAGCAUCGGAGAGCACGUGUGGAUUCAUAGAUUUUAACACGAGGAACGGCUUCCCAUCAUUACACGACGACGACGACGACGACGACGACGACGAAGAAGAAGAAGAAGAAGAAGAUUCAGAGAUUUCGUAGCAAACUUUCUUGGUGCAGAUAGCGAGGAGAGAUGGGGAAGCUGGCGCCUCGUUUGGCAAGUAGAAAAAAGGCGAAACGAUGGGCGAAGGGUCAGAGCUCGAGCUCCAAUCCGGCGACCACGAAACACCGCGAGCAAGCGAGCGGUAUGUUUUUCAAGGAUCUCUUUGGCACGGCGGGAGAACGCAGCUCCUCCGCGGGUAUCACGGAGGAGGAUCUACGGAAGCACGACGCUAUACAAGGUAUCAUCGAGCCGCGUUUCGCGAGACUCGACAUUGACCGAGAGGAAAGCGUCGCGGACGAUGGGGGGACGAUGACGACAAUAACAACGACGACGACGACGACGACGACGACGAAGACGCGCGACACCUUCGCCACCAAUUACAGCAACUGUUCCAAUCUUUCCUUCAGCGCUUUCCUCGACCGCUUUCAAUCGAGCUCGAUCGUGCAUAAGGAGAUGCUGGCGGUGCUGGCAGCCGUCACGGAGAUUAUCAAGCAGAAGGACGGCAAGGAGAGCUCGACCGAGUACUUUGCCGCGUUAAUGAGCACUUUAGAGACGGUGGAGGAUGACACGAGCGUAGCCGCGACGCUGUCUUUGCUCGGGAUGUGUCUGAGAACGGUGCCGAGGAACGUUCUCGCGUUGCAGUUUGGAACGACGAGUCAGGCCCUCCUUCGAAUUCUAUCCCGAUACGUCGCCAGCGAGGCGAACCAUCUGAUUCUACGGCAUUGCAUCGGCUGUCUCUCGUUGUUGCUGAGAGCGCAGGAGGCUGCCGUUUGGACCAAUUCCUCGACGAUGCGAGCGCUGGACGCUAUACUGUCCUUUACCACUCACGCCAAGCCCAAGAUACGCAAAUCCGCUCAACACGGGAUAUGCGCCAUUCUCAAGGGCAGCGACUCGACGAGGGAAAGAAGUGGAAGCGGAAGCGAGAAGCCGCCACCGCAUCAUCCAGCCGCGGGACAGGUCGCGGCACACUGCGUCGCCCAACUCGACGCCGCUUGCGAGCCAGGCUCCUCUCUGGGAGUGACCACCCUUCUGCACGUUCUUACCCUCUUGAAGGAUAUAAUGCAUCAGUUACCAAAGUCGCACGUCAAGACCAUCUGCGAACGCCUAUUGAGUGUCAUGACGUUGAACAACGUCGUGAUAACGUCCUGCUGCUUGCAAACGUUGCACGGACUGUUCGUCAUGAGACCGCCGGAGGCGACGUUACCUUUUUCACGAAACGGCCUUAUCAUUAGAGCCCUUUACGAUUAUCAGCCGUCCGCGAACGAUCCGCAGCCGACUCUGGCGUGGUUGGCCGUGUUGCGGGAGGCUCACUGCAACCUGGCGCAUCUGCUGUCGCUGCGCUGCUCGGCAGCCAACGCUCCAACGUGCUCCCGCGCCGUCGUCAGCUCCGCCUCCGCCGCCGCCGCCGCCGCCGCCACUGCCGCCGACGACGUCUUCUCGACGCUCGACAACGUUACGCUGGAAACGCUCGACAGGUGCGUCGAGCUCUUGCUCGUCGACAAGACGGAGAUCGUUGCCGGCGCGUCGCACACCAUCAAGACCAUUCUGCAGGAGUGCGUGGCGCCUCUCUGCGAGACCGAGGAGCGAGUCGUCCGGUACAAGCCCAUCUUGAGGCGCGUCGUCGGGACGAUGCGCAAGUCCCUCGGUUAUCGCUAUCUCGCAGCCUGGCGGCACGUUCUUCAUCUUACAGCUGUCCUCUUCCAGGUUAUUUCGACCGGUGAUCUCGAGCUCCUCGAGGAACUCGGAAGCGUCGUCGAGACUCUCGGAGAGUUGCGAGAUUUCCAUGAUUUCGCUUACAGCCGUGAGGCGGAGUACGCUAUCGGAGCGGCGAUUCGGACUAUGGGGCCUCGAGCCGUCUUGAACGUUCUUCCACUCGAACUCGACGCUGACCACCAAAGUACGGCGACCGCCGCUGCUACGAUCGAUCUCAGACGGAGUUGGAUGAUCCCGCUGCUCAAGGAUUGCGUCACCGGUGGCACCAUCGCCCUCUUCAACGACCUCCUGCUGCCGAUCGCCCGGCGUUGCGAGGAAAGGGCGGAGGAGAGCAAAGGCGCGUCUUCCGCGAAUCAAAAGACGUACGAAUGCUUGGUAACGCAGAUCUGGUCCAUUUUGCCGAGCAUAUGCAACGACGCCAGCGACGUGAAGGAUAACUUUAAGCUGAUCGCCCAGCUGCUGGGUACGGCGAUCAACGAUCGGCGGGAUCUGAGGCUACCCGCGAUGGCGGCUCUGCGGAAGCUGAUCGCGAGAGCGUCGACGUCGCGGAACGACGACGACGCCGCGGUCGCAGCCGCAGCCGAGCGAGACGUCGCCGAACUCGCUCGCUUCGCCAAAAAUUAUCUACCGAGACUCUUCAAUCUGUACACGACGAAGCCGAACGGCACGGACGAGGAGGGAGCGCGUCUCGCCGCCUUCGACACGAUCAAGACUUACCUGACGAUCGCGAGUAGCGAGCUGGCGAACGAGCUGUUCGAUCGCGCGUUGAUAAGGCUCGAGGAGCCCGGGGCGGAUGACUUCUUCAAGGAGAGCGUUUACGAUUUGACGAGAGUGCUGAUCGGUCACACGGACGUCGACAGGCUUAGCGAGCAUUACGAUCGUACGUGCGUGUCCUACCUCAAGGACACUAGCAAGCGAAGGGAGCAGAAGAAAGCUUAUCGCUUUCUCGAGGAGAUAUGCGGUAGCGAGAGGGAGAUCUGCAAGCGGUUCCUGCACGACCAUCGACGUCAGAUUCAAAAGACGCUCGUCGCAUCUGCGACCAGCGUGAUCGAGUCGAGCAGAGGGCCGCGUCUGCGAUGUCUCGCGCAUCUCGUCAGAGUGCAUCCGCAACUCGAGGGGACCAAGUUCCUCGAGGCGAUCGUGCCGGAAGCCGUGCUCUGCGUCAAAAAUAUUAACGAGAGAUGCCGCGACGCGGCCUAUCGGCUGCUCAAUGCGAUCGCCGAGAGAUUUCUCGACAAUCCCGAGCAUCUCAGGGACUACGUGGAUAUGCUGAUGGUGGGCUUGGGUGGAGAGCAAGCGUACGUUAGCGCCACUCUCCUCGCUCUCGCCUCCGUGACUUAUCGUUACUACGAUUCCCUCGGCACGGAGAUCAUCGGCGAGAUCUUGGAACACGCCUGUACGAUUCUGACGAGUCCCACGAGAGAGAUCGCCGAGUCUGCCUUGUCCUACGUCAAGGUCUAUAUCAACGUCACGCCUUCCGCCGUCAUGGCACCGACCUUGGCGCGAAUAAUUGACGCUCUCUCGCGAAUGAGCGACGAUUGUAAGCGUCAUUUUCGACAAAAGGUACGAGACAUCUUUGUCAAAUUGAUAAGAAAGUACGGCAUUGGGCCGAUAUCGAGCAUGGUACCGGCCUCGGACAUGAUUUUGCACAAGAGAUUAAAGAAUAUCAAGAAGGUGGAAGAUGCCAAGAGGAAAAAGCGGGAGGUGCAAAGGGCGAGGAAGCUCGAACGGGAUAGCGACGAGGAAUUUGAUGCCAAAAGAAAGCCCAAGAGCAUAGAAGAAAUAUUGGCGGACAGUGACGAGGAAUGUUUCGAAGCUACGGAGAACGACGGAGAACGAGUCAAGAGGAAGAAGAAAGGAACGUCGAGAAGGGACGCUUGGAUUCAGGAGAAUGAAGAUAACAUUGUCGAUUUUGCAGAUCCCGCAGCUGCUAGAAAUAUUACAACUACACAACCGGGUGUAUCAAAUCCAAAGAUUCCAAAGAAGAAAGUACAGGAUCGUGGCUUUGCGACUGCACCCGAUGGUCGUCUCAUUAUUAUGGAUGAUAACGAGAAGGAGAGUGACGCAGAAGAAAGGAAUAAGAAGAGGAAGAAGAAUAAGACUUCUUUCCUUCAGAGUGAUUCAGAAGAAGACGAUUAUAAAGACGAAGAUGAUUUAUCGAUGAGCGUCAAGAUCGCUGGUAAAAAACGUAAAUAUAGCGAAAGCACGAUGGACGUAACGAGCUUAAAAAGUCAGUCGACAUCGAAAUAUCGAGCCGGUGGAUCGGGUAUUCAUCGAUCGCUAAAGAUAAAAAAAGUUGAAAGCGAACCUGGUUCGGAAUACCGUGCAACAAAGGCUAGAGGAGAUAUUAAGAGAAAGGGUAAACCAGAUCCCUACGUAUAUGUACCUCUGACGAGGUCUAUAUUGAACAAAAGAAAAAAGAAGAAAAACGCGGGCAAAUUCCAGAGUAUAGUUUCCGGGAUGAGAAAGGGCGCGCGUACAGGUAUGCGGAAUAAACGAAGAAAACAUUAGAGACGGAUAACAGUCCUGAUUGUUAAUUAUAAUGUUAUCUAAU
Molecule: messenger RNA, 4461 nt
Organism: Solenopsis invicta (red fire ant)
Lineage: Eukaryota; Metazoa; Arthropoda; Insecta; Hymenoptera; Formicidae
Product: RRP12-like protein
Exons: 5
Coding region: 225-4418 (1397 amino acids)
Source: RefSeq, a predicted model, not a curated record